CGACAAGUCCACGGUCACACUGAAGACCAACGCUAGAAACAACAUAAAACAUAAAAAAUUAAUACAUAUUUUGCCGUGACUGGUGCUUUCGUUCGCUUUAUUGUGUCGCGUUGUGCGUUGUGGCUCGCGAUGGCUGUUGAUAAUGCUCUACCUCUUGCGCGCGCUUAGGCGAUGCAAUGAAAAUUAAACCCUGUGACCGGGAAAAGUAAAUAAAGGAACGGCAUCCAUCCACGAAUCGAACCUAAUUUUGUUUUUAAUUUGUUGCUUGUGCUGUUUUGCUUUCGGUUUUCCGGUUUUUCUUUAUUGUCGUAACUGCAGGUUCAAGCUAAAGUUAAAGUUAGUUCUGUUGACCCGAUUCUAUUUUGGGGCUCCGCGCGUAUACCAACUGCUGACGCUGCGCGUAAAGGCGGGCAACAGCGACCGGCCACGGUUCCCAUUUUGGAUGCAGAAUAGUGCACAGUGUUCCACCGACGAGGACGAGGACCAGGACCAAAGUAGGGGACGCGAAGACAGCUGCUGCCAUGGAUGACAGCAGCAGUGGGCGUACGUCGCUGGGGGACAGCGCCAGUCUGACGACCACCUCCCUCCACAGCGGCACCUCCAGCCAGAGCAUCCACCAGGAUGAUGGCCUUAUUCACGUGUACAACUACAAGAGCAAAGAGUUUGAACGCUUCCCGCCGGACAUGCUCUGCGAGGAUAUCUGCACAUUCAUGUGCCGCGAACUGAAAGUCCUGCCCACGGCCCAGCUGCUCUUCGGCAUACGCGAGCACCUCGGUACCCGUCGCUCGUCGCGUGCCCAGCUCCUUAGCUACGGCCACACUUGGGUCCUGCCGGGCGAGAAGCUGAGCUGCCAAGUCCGCUACUGCUUUCGCAUGCGUUUCCGCGUGCCAGAGCUGGACAGCCAGCUGGACAGGAUCGAUGUGCAUAGCCAUGAGUACCUCUACUGGCAGAUGCGCUUCGAUAAUCUGCACGAGCACAUCGCAGAGAUCCGCUACCCAGAGCACAAGGAAAAGGUGACGGGGCUGGCCGUGAUGGACAUGCUGAUCGACCUGAAGGAGAAGGAGUUGCCGGCCCGCUCUAUCGAGAGCUCGUGCCGCCAGUACCUGCCCAAGAGUGUGUGGAACGCGCACUUCUUUUUCGUGGGUCCCAAGAUCUGCGAGUAUUUCCGCAAACUCAGCGAAAACUCCAACAACACGGCGGCCCAACUGAAGUGGCACUACAUCCAUCAGAUCUGCCACCUGGCCCCCACCUACAUGACCGAGCAGUUCACGGCCGUGGUCGAUCAUUUGCCCAACGAGGAUCCACCCAGCGAGCCAGGGGGCGUCAGCAUGUCCGGCGUCGGCAGCCAUAGUGGGUCCAGCAUGGCCAGCUCUACCUGCACAUCCACCACCACGCUGACCACGGGAUCUAGCUCCAGCACCAACACGCUGUCCACAUUGACCGCCAACAACAACAGUCAAACGGCCAGGAGCAAUGGGAAGCGCAGUAAAUCGCGUGGAGGAGCCCAAAGCUCUGGCAUCGAUGUCUACGUGAGACUGUGGCCACACGAUUCUCCCGAGCCGGGACUGAAGGUGGCGCGUGUUACAUCAGAGGCCACGCUCAAGUGGAUUCUGGUGGGCGGCGUUGAGGGGAUAUUUAUGAUCUCGAAAAUCAAUGAUACCGAUGUACGUCUGGAAAUUGUGGGCCUGCCCAAGGGCUAUGUGAUGCACUUUCAUACCGAAAAGGAAAUGAAAUCGUUCAUCUCCUAUCUGGGCAUAUACAUCAGAUUGACUGUAAAAUGGAUGCAGGAUCUGUGCCAUUCGUAUCGCACGCCUUCGCUGGAGGAGCUUGGAAAUCUCUGCUGCCACGGGCCCAUUGGUGGCAAUUAUUCUCUGAUGAAGCUGCACGAGCAUGGCGAUAAGUGCGGCAGCUACAUCGUACGGCAAUGUGAUCGAGAGUACAAUACUUACUACAUUGACAUCAACACGAGAAUCACCGGCCGAAACACCGACCAUGAGCGCUGCAAAACGGAGACACUGAAGAUCCUACGCAAGGACGGACAGUGGGUGCUCUGCUACCAUGACGGCCAGCACCCGUUUCGCGAUCUGCUGGAGCUGGCACAGUUCAUACCGGCCAGCAGUCCCGGCCGUCUGCGAGUGCCCGCCUCCAAGUACGACAAGCCGCCGUUGCUGCUGUUGUGCUUGCCAAAAAAUCUGAAAGCCAAAAAGACUGACUUGGUGCUGAGCGAAGCGGAGCUGCAGCACCGCAAUCCGCAGAUCUUCAAUCCCAAGACGGAUCUGCAAUGGUAUCCAGACUCGAUAACGCUCGGCGAGGAUGGGAUGAUGUUCACGAUGCGCGGCGAUUGGAUACAACAGAGUCUGGUGAAGGAUGUGUCCGUCACGAUGAAGAUGCUGAAGAACGACUGCAAUAUCAUGGAGUUUUUCAAACUGGCCCAGACCUGGAGCCUCAUCCAGUCGCCGCAGUUCAUCAAGCUGUACGGCUUGACCCUCUCCGAUCCAUACACCAUGGUGAUGGAGUACUCCCGGUACGGGCCACUCAACAAGUUCCUGCUGGAGAAGCGGGAUGCUGUGUCGCUCCACUGCCUGCUCGAUCUUAUGCAUGGCCUGGUGCGGGGCAUACACUAUCUGGAGGAUAACAAGAUAAUACACAGCUACAUACGCUGCAGUAAUCUGUAUGUGACCAAAUUCGAUCCAGAAAGGUUCAUGCUCGAUGCCAAGAUCAGUGAUCCAGGCUAUCCGCGCCCCUACAAAGAAUCUGACUCGCCCUGGAUACCCGUGAAAUACUACAAUAAUCUGCAAGCCGCCAAACUGGAUCUGGGGACACAACUGUGGGCCUUUGCCACCACCAUCUAUGAGAUAUUCUCGCGCUGCCAGCGGGAUCUGAGGACGGUAAGGCAGGAGGAGCUGCUGAGAAAUCGCAGGCAGGACGGCAACAUUUUGCCACCAAUGGAUUCAGAGUUGUGCCCCACUCUAAUGUACGACACCAUUAUGGACGGAUGGAGCGACGAUGCGGAGAAGCGUUUCAGCCAUCACGACAUCUUUUCGCGUCUGGUUACCAUGAAGUCGGACAUACAGCCCAACUAUACGGUGGUGGCCGAACCCAUACCAAAUGGAACAGAAAUGCCAAAUUACAAUCAAGAUUGUGUGAAUGUCUUGGAUGUUAAGAAUAUGCCGCAGGUCCUGCAGCUGGAUGGCUGUCGGGUGUUUUAUAGUCCACUGCAUAAUAUUGGCAAGGGCCACUAUGGCACCGUCUACAGAGGCACCAUCGAAUACGACGAUCGGCGUCCCUCCGAGAUUGUGGCCAUCAAGAAGCUGAACACCAUGCAGGUAACGCAGGACUUUCAGCGUGAGAUCGUCAUCAUGCGCAAUCUGGAGCAUACGAAUGUUGUGAAAUUUAAAUACUGGGACCACAACACCCAUAGCAUAAUAAUGGAGUAUUUGGAUGGCUCUUUCGAUGUGUAUCUACGCUACAAAGCCCCUGAUUUGAACACAAAUCGACUGCUAGGCUUUGCCAUUCAGAUAGCUCAGGGCAUGAAUUACUUGUCUGGCAAGGGUCUGAUACAUCGUGACUUGGCUGCCCGCAAUAUUCUGGUGGAUCGAAAGACUCACAUCGAUCUGGACUGUGUGAAGAUCUCGGACUUUGGUCUGGCACAGUUUGCCAACUCUGAGGGCUACUACUAUGCCAAAAGCAAACGAGAUAUACCCUUCAAAUGGUAUUCGCCGGAGGCCCUUCAUGCUAACGCUAAAUUCUCAUCGUUUUCGGAUGUCUGGAGCUAUGGCGUGACGCUCUAUGAGAUGUUCACACAUGGCGAGGCACCUAAUCUGGUUCCGCCUCAGGAAAACGAAGUAAAUUUCACCGAACGCCUCAACAAUGGUGAAAGAUUACCCCAGUCGCCGGGCUGUCCAGAUUUCGUAUACAACGAACUGAUGCUGGCCUGCUGGAAUCCCGUGCCACGUGCCCGACCCACAUUUAGUCAAAUUAUAGAGAUUAUUACUGCCCAAAUAGGUAAUAAUGUGGCGGGCACGGGUACAAGUACAGCAACAACGGAAUCAGAAUCAUGAAUAAAAGCAGAAGCAACAGAAGAAGCACAUCACUGGGGAGCCGGAGCCGGAGCCGGAGCAGGAGCUUUAGAAAGAGAGUCAAAACCACAAGUGUUCUGAACACUAAACUUUUUCUAUGCUUAUAUAUAUAUAUGUGUGUAUAUUUACAGAUUUAGAGCUUGUUUGUAAGUAGCAUUUUAGCAUUUUAAAGUGUACGUUUUGAAAAAACACAACCAGACCCCCACCCUCGCAAUUGACGGAACCUCUGAAGGGUUCUUAAUCGUAAAUCGUUUAUUUUUAAUGCUUAAUGUUUAAUGUCUGCCCACCCUGUCCCCUUUAUUCUACACACUUUUUAGGUUCCCAAUGCCCACCCACCACAAAAUAUUACUAAACAAAUUCUCAAUCACUUGUGUUAUAUUUUAGCAAACUUUGUUAAAUAUUGUUAAGCUUGUGCAUCAUAUACAUACACAUACAUAGGUAUAUCCUAUAGUUUUUUUUUAAAUAAUAGAGUAUUUUAUAGUGUUGUUGUAGGAAUGUACAUAAAUAUCAAUAAUUUUAAUUAGGCUUAAGCUUUAAACACGUGCAAAUCCCAAACAUACGAAAAAAAAACACACAAAAAAAAGUAUAAUAGAUUUAAAGUUGCAUAUGUGAUGGUUGUGUGUGAGUCUUUGUGCGUGCGUGUCCCGCAUUAUGUACGGGUGUUUAUUGUUUCACACGAAAAUCUAAAAUUAAGUAACAGAAAAAAUCUAAAACAAAACAAUGUGCACAUAUAGCGUCUAAGGGAUGUGUAUUGUCAAUUAAUGUUGAUGUCGAUGCCAUUUUCAAUUAAAAAAUAUAUAUAUAACUAUACAAAAAAAAACACACACACAGAAAACGAAUCAAAAAUAAAAUAUCAAAUAUAUUUACGAAAAAAUGUACCACAUAUACAAGCACCACCCACUGGCACAAUAACUUAUUAUUGAUUAUAGCUACAAGGAUAUGUCAAAAAUAAAUUGCAUUUCUUACGUGUUUAAAA
Molecule: messenger RNA, 5055 nt
Organism: Drosophila miranda
Lineage: Eukaryota; Metazoa; Arthropoda; Insecta; Diptera; Drosophilidae
Gene: hop
Product: tyrosine-protein kinase hopscotch
Exons: 10
Coding region: 522-4061 (1179 amino acids)
Biological process (GO): cell surface receptor signaling pathway via JAK-STAT; cytokine-mediated signaling pathway; peptidyl-tyrosine phosphorylation
Cellular component (GO): cytosol; cytoskeleton
Molecular function (GO): ATP binding; cytokine receptor binding; non-membrane spanning protein tyrosine kinase activity
Source: RefSeq, a predicted model, not a curated record